AAAGGCUGGCAGGGCAGCACUUGGCUUCUGAGCCAGGAGGGGGAGGGGGAAAGCCCCACUUCCCAGUGGGUCCCAACGAGCUAGAGGUGAAAAGCCAAGCCAGGGGGUGCCCUAGCCCUCCGACAUCACCAAAGGUGUGGGUGUGAGCCGGCCCGCAGGAGAGGGGAGGAGACUCCAAUGUUUAAACUUCCCAGCCCCGGUGGCUUUGGCUUGCUGGAUGGAGCCAAGGGGGAGCAGCUAAGGCGCUAGACCCGGCUCUUGCAGAGGACCGGCAGCUCCGCCGGCGUGGAGAAGCCCAGCGUGGAAGGCGGACCCCAGGGAGGACUGGGGCUUGCUGGACCGGAUUGAGGACUGCAGGGUCCUUGGGCAGGAGCGGGCAAUAACCAGCAGUGCAGCGUUGCAGUUAAACUGGAGCUAACUUGGUAACCUGCCCCCCCAGGUCCCCCCACUCUGGAUUGUGUCGGGGCCCGGCCUUGCUUCGCGCCGCGAUGUAUCAGAGCCUGGCCAUGGCCGCGAACCACGGCCCCCCAGCCUACGAGGGGGCCGGGGGGUUCAUGCACGGCGGGGCGGCCGCCUCCCCGGUCUACGUGCCCACCACCCGGGUCACCUCCAUGCUCCCCAGCCUGCCCUACCUCCAGAGCGGCGGCUCCUCCCAGCAGGCCAGCCCGGCCUCCAGCCACUCCAUCUGGACGCAGCCCGGUGCCGAGCCCGCCGCCUACAACCCCGGAGCCUCCCACCCGCCCGUCUCGCCCCGCUUCUCCUUCUCGCCCGGCGCCUCCCGGGAGGCCGCCCCGUACAGCAGCCCGCUGAGCCGGGAGCAGUACGGCCGGGGCUUCGGGGGCUCCUACUCCGGCCCCUACCCAGCCUACAUGAGCCCGGAGAUGGGCACCACGUGGAGCGCAUCGCCCUUCGACAGCCCCAUGCUGCACAACCUGCCCAACCGGGGCGCCGCGGGAGCCGCCCGCCACGCCAACCUCGCAGAGUUCUUUGACGACUAUUCUGAGGGGCGAGAAUGCGUCAACUGUGGAGCCAUGUCCACCCCACUCUGGAGGAGAGACGGCACGGGCCACUACCUAUGCAACGCAUGCGGGCUCUACCACAAGAUGAACGGCAUCAACCGACCGCUGAUCAAACCCCAGAGGCGGCUGUCCGCCUCCCGCCGCGUUGGGCUCUCUUGUGCCAACUGUCAUACGACCACGACCACGCUGUGGCGCAGAAACGCUGAAGGCGAGCCGGUCUGCAACGCCUGCGGACUGUACAUGAAACUCCACGGGGUCCCAAGGCCUUUAGCAAUGAGAAAAGAGGGGAUUCAAACGAGGAAACGUAAGCCGAAGAACCUUAACAAAUCCAAGACACCAGCAGGGCCAUCCAGUAGUGAGAGUCUUACCCCCACCACCAGCUCCACCAGUAACACCAACACCACCGCCAACACCGAGGAAAUGCGCCCCAUAAAGACGGAACCGGGGCUUUCAUCUCAUUAUGGGCACCCGAGCCCUAUUUCUCAGGCAUUCUCAGUCACCGCGAUGUCUGGGCACGGAUCUUCUAUUCACCCUGCUAUUUCAGCCCUGAAGCUUUCCCCACAGGGCUACCAAUCAGCCAUGAGCCAACCUCCACAGGCCAGCUCCAAACAGGACUCCUGGAAUAGCCUGGUGUUAGCCGAAAGCCAUGGAGACAUCAUAACUGCAUAACCUCUUCCUCCUCCCAUGGACUUCAGGCUCACCCGCAUGAGAUACAAAGAUGCCACGUAAUAAUCAAGCAAAAGCUGUUUGCUUUUUUCCCUUUCUCCUCGAGGGAAAUAUGAUGGAAUUCUGGAAGAACAAUUCCAUACGGCAUUAUAAAGAGGACUUUCAGGAACAGCUAAUCCUAAAUAAGCAGAGAAGACCCAGUUUCAGAAUAACAGUGGCUGAUCUGAAUCUUUCCCUUUAAAAAAAACCAGAUUGUAACCACUUUCUAUGAAACAGCUAGAAACAAAGACAGGACUCAGGUGUUUUUUAAACUUCUGGCUUUGACAUCUCGGACAGCGAUGGCACGGAGACACUUUCUUCUUCUCACCAUCCAUUCAUUUCCUAACCUGGUCAGCCCAGGAGAAAAUGCCAUCACCUUGUUAUAGCCCAAAGGCAGAGAUUUGAUGACCUUCCAUUCAGUGAAGCCGGCUCCAGGACAAUUUGUUGCAUAGACUUACAAAGAAUCUGACACAACUUUGGCUGCUUUCGUGGAUUUUAAUACCGUGAUUCAGUUUAAGAAGAAAGAAGAACUCCGCUUACACAUCUACCAAAACCUCCAAAGCUUUGUUUUCAUGUUACCAAGGAGUCAGAGAUCCGAACCAUUGUACUUAUUUAACGGGAACGAUUUUCUUUCCCAGUUAUGGGAUCGUGUUUCCAGAAGGCUGAGCCUGGAGAAGGUCUCCGAGCCAGACCUAACGCUUCGGUGAAAGUCUUUGCGAGUUGCGGGGGAAGAGACCCAGAGAGUUUAUGAAAAACAUGGCAGAAAAUGUUGGAUUCUGCCCUUUGAGAUAGCGAGGAGCCUGGUUCGAGGAUCCCUAGAGCAGGGGAGCACUGUGAUUGCCGCCGUAACAUGGUGCUGCAAUUGUGUAUGACCCUGUGGCCUAUCACAAUUAAUUAUUUUACAUUCUUUCUGAUGUCCGUUGCCAUUGAUAAAUCUGAUUUUCUUUUUUCCAAGGCAGUAUCUGCCUUUUACCCCAAACGCGGACCUGUGUCCCUCCCCCACGUCCAAUCAAAGCCAAUUAGCAAUUCAGCUUUCCUAAAGGCAUCACCAUGGGCAGAAAGCUGCUUUGUGAUCAUCCACUGUGUAACUGAACAUCAUAGGCAGGGAAAAUCUCGUCGCCAGCUACGCAUGAGCACACAGCUGUGAUGUCCGUGGGACAAGCUUAAUUACAUGUAUUUUUUAAAUAUGAAGAGACUAGUGUUGUCUCCCCACAAGGCCCAGAAGAGUGGCUGCCCCAUGGAGGGCCAGCACUAUUUGUCUAGGCAGAGAACUUCUUGGGGCCCUUUUGAUCAACCAAACAGGUUCCCCCAUCUCCUUCUCUCCCGCUCAGCUCUCAGGCACCCAUCUCUCCUCUCGUCUGCCCAACCUUUCUAUCUGUCCUCCUUAGAGUCAAAACUUGACUAUGUAAAGCACUAAAAGAAAAUAUAGAGGGGGGAGGGAUUGUGCCCACCAGAUCCAUAUACAAAGGGGUCCUCAGUGUGUGAGUCUCUCCUGAACAGACGGGGUGGGGGUGGCCCCUAAGCUGUCGCCAUGGCAACAUUCCCCAUCUCCCUCCAACCCUGCAAAGGCCUCUCUGUAGGUUUGAAGUCAACACCAGGUAGGGUGACCAGAUGUCCCGAUUUUAUAGGGAUAGUCCAGAUUUUUGGGUCUUUUUCUUAUAUAGGCUCCUAUUGCCCCCCACCCCUGUCCCGAUUUUUUACACUUGCUCUCUGGUCACCCUAACACCAGGGUGAGUGGGUGGGACGCAAUGGCCAGAGAUGGGGCUGUGGACAGACAAAGGGCUGUUUUGUCUCUCCACUGCAACUUCCCUGGCUGGUGCGAUGCCCUUUUAAGGGGGUGUUGCUGGGGCAGGCGCAGCUGGGGAGAUGCUAAUGGAGCUGUGCUGACAGGGACUGGGAGCAAGGGGUGCAGCAUUGCAGUGGAAGCAUGGACCCUUCCAGUUCUCCUGGGAUCUGAAUAGAUCCUUGGAGAUCCACAGGGUUUCUGGAUGGGUUCCACAGCUGAUUGCAGGUGGGUGGUAACUGCACCCCCUGGUGGCGGAACAAUGUGGCAGGAGAUCCUUGCGGUGUUUUUCUCACCAUGAGACACCUCCCAUGGGGUAUCCUGCAGUAGGGGGGGCAUGAUCCAGCCAAUAAUAAGGAACAAUCCUGCACAGGGCCCACAGGAAUGGAUUCCAUGACCUGCUAGGUCUUUUCCAUCACUAACUUCCAAGAUUCCCAGAGUCUCUAUCUCCAUCACCCCUCAUCCUCUUACCUUGCAAGGACCGGUGUCAAGGUUGGUCUGAUUAACAUCUUCAUUAAUGAUCUAGAAGAGGCAGUACAUGAGGUAUUAAUAAAAUCUGCAGAUGAUACUGAAUGAUCUACCGCUCCUAGUAAGUUGUGAAUGCUAGUGAGGACAGAAAAACAAUACAGACGGUACUAGGCCUAAUUAAAUAUAUGGGAGUUUUUCUGUUGACUUCAGUGAGCUUUGAAUCGGGCCCGUAGCGAGGUUAAAAACAUGGUCAGAAAAGACCAACAGGGCAUUCAGGCUGGAAAAAUACAAGCGCAUCCACCUGGGGGGGGAAAUAACACAAAAGACAAUGUGAUUUUGAGAUGACUGCACAGAGGCAGCAAACAGCUCACAGCAUCUCCCUGAGCAUGGGUGUGGUUCUUCUGGCUAGGAUCUUCUUUCACUGGAUCCUUCAGCCAGCCUUCUCCCUGAGUAACAGCACCUCUUUCAAUCUGGUGAACUCGCUGUCCACCUGUGCCUGAAACUGCCCUAGACAUUCCUUUCCCUGAGAGAGAUGCACACUCACACAAACACACCUUGAACUUGACCGAAAGUAAUGCCAACAUCCGGGGACAUUUUAAAGUAGGUUGGGCAAAACACUAGUAAAUGUAGGAGUUCAAGUAUCGUACCUUGAUGGGGAGCAGGGCUAGAUGGUCUUCUAGCUGCUUGCCAUCUCUGGAAUCUAAGACCCAAAGCAAACAGAAUGUUCCUUUCUCGCUGUGAGUACAUUCAAUGGUUUGCCCCUGCCCGUCCUUCAGGUCUGGGGAGAGAUUUUGGAGCUAGGGCUAGGACUCUUCUGGAAAAGCAAUGCGUAAGGGAGUUUUUGAGGGUCUUUUCACCAAGAGACGUAGCCACCUGUGAAGCAGGGAGCUUUGGGGGCAUGAGGAGAGCAGUUUUGCUACGAUUAGCAGAAAAGUGAAUUGUUUCAAUAUUCUUCAUGUAUCCUUAUUUCUCUCUCCGUUGUACACAGCAGAAGUACAGAUGAAUCAAGAGAGCUUCUUGUUCUACUGCUCUUUUAAAUCAUCCAACGCUGCUCUCAGAUAUUUUAGAUCCACAGCCCUAGACUACUUCCCACCCAAUAGCGUUGUUCUUAAUCAAGUUUAUGAUGGUAGUGCCUAGGGAUCCACCGAGAAUGGGGCCUCAUUGUACUAGGCGCUGCAUAAACCCAGAGUAGCAGACAGUCCCUGUCCCAAAGAGCUCACAAUCUAAAUAGCUGUUAGACAUUAGCUAGAGACUAAGCUAAUUAUUAUUCUUAUUUAUUAUUUGUAUUAUUUUAGCUCCUAGGAGCCCCAGUCGUGGACAAGGACCUGGUUGUGCUAGGUGCUCUACAAACAGGAUGGGAAAUCGACAUAUUAAUUCAAACGCAAGGCUUCCAAGCAAUUAGUCUGCGAAAGCCAGCAGUGGGCUGAAUGUCAGUUGCAAGAUCUAGGACCAUGUACAGAUCCUUCUGCAGGUCGGAGAGACUUCAGCAGGGGGUGAUGUUGAGAAAGGCGAACAUAUUUAUUAGGCUGAUGAAUCCUAGAAAUGGGGGAGAUCUGAGAAACCUCCUAAGAGGUGUUAUGAAGCAAUGAGGUCAGAGCGCAACGGCCUUCGGAGGUUUGCUACAGCCCAUUGUAAAGCAAGGGUCCAUUUAUAAAUGGGGGGGGGGGUGUUUGUCUUUCAGCCACUCCCUUCUUUAGUUUGGAGGGGAGGGGGUUGGAUCCAGAGUUGCGGGGAGCGGGGAUUUGCUUGUUUGGUUUUGGUUCUGGCCCAUCUCUAAUUACAAUAAGAUGAGCAGGUUACUGAAAGCUUAUAAAGACAAGAUUAUUUAUUAUUUGUAUUACAGUAUGAUCAGUGGUCUCAAUCAGGGCCCCAUUGUGUUAGGCGCUGUGCAAAAAACAGAGCACCCUAUCCUGCCUUAAAGAGCUUAAAAUUGGAAGGCCCCGAUCUUGCAAACACAUAAGCACAUGCAUAAAUUCACUCAUGCGAGUAGCCCCAUAAAAAUCAAUGAGGUUCCUCACGUGAGUAAAUUUAUAUAUGUACUUUAAAGGUUUGCAGGAUCAGGGUCUAAGCUGCAAAUACCAAUAGGAUCAGACCUCUGCUAUGGGCCCUUUGGCAAUCUAGGGACAUGCGGAGAAGGUAUCCAUGGUGGACACUGGUGGGUUAGAAAGGUCAUUUACCAGUACUAAUUGUCUUUCCUCUUUGUGAAAGUGCAAUAUCUUUAAUCACUGAUGCAUUUUUUUAUCAGAAAAGAUCUGUAUUUCGAUUGCAGUCUUACUGGCUGAUUGGAACGUCUCUGAUCAGGAAGCGUUAAGGAAUUUUGAAGGGGAGUUGUAAUGCUGAUCAACAAUUCUUAAUGUAACUCUGAAGCUGUGACUAUGUUGUGGGGUUUUUUGUUUUUGUUUUUCCUUUUGUAAAGUUUGAUGCUUCCCAAACUCAUCGGGAAGGUCCCCAUGAAAACAGACACUUAUUUGUAAGGGGGGUGGGGGUAAAUGAACAAGCUGUAAUUAUUUAAAGAUGUAAAAAAAUAUAUAUUAUGAAUUAGUAUGGCUACCAAUCCACAUAACUUCUACACCUUUCGAACUAAUGGAAAUAAAACAAUGGUAAUAAAAAUUAUAAUAAUAAAGCUUCUUUCUUACGGGAA
Molecule: messenger RNA, 6616 nt
Organism: Malaclemys terrapin pileata
Lineage: Eukaryota; Metazoa; Chordata; Testudines; Emydidae
Gene: GATA4
Product: GATA binding protein 4
Exons: 7
Coding region: 489-1688 (399 amino acids)
Biological process (GO): negative regulation of transcription by RNA polymerase II; positive regulation of transcription by RNA polymerase II; cell fate commitment
Cellular component (GO): nucleus
Molecular function (GO): RNA polymerase II cis-regulatory region sequence-specific DNA binding; DNA-binding transcription factor activity, RNA polymerase II-specific; zinc ion binding
Source: RefSeq, a predicted model, not a curated record